Messenger RNA from Erinaceus europaeus (western European hedgehog), 2185 nucleotides. It is a transcript of the gene TOM1, whose product is annotated as target of myb1 membrane trafficking protein. Gene Ontology annotation, cellular component: membrane; endosome. The coding region runs from base 250 to 1722 and encodes 490 amino acids. The record is from RefSeq and is a predicted model, not a curated record. NCBI's taxonomy places the organism in Eukaryota, Metazoa, Chordata, Mammalia, Eulipotyphla, Erinaceidae. Gene Ontology annotation, biological process: signal transduction. Gene Ontology annotation, molecular function: phosphatidylinositol binding; ubiquitin binding; clathrin binding. The transcript has 17 exons.
ACAUCACGUGACGGCCCGGCGGUGCUGGCGGUUGCUGUCAGCUGAUUCCCCGGGGCCGGUGGCAGCGGCAGCCGUGGCGAUGGACUUUCUCCUGGGGAACCCAUUCAGCUCUCCGGUGGGACAGCGCAUCGGGGGAAGAGGACUCAGGAGAGACACUACAGCACUGCUCCACCAUCCAUGGAGCUCCCCCAGUGCCACCCAUAGUGCUCCCAUGUGGUGCUGGGCUUGAAUCCAAGUCCUCUUGGGCCCAUGUCCUCUACUGGCUCCAUCCAAGAUGAGGUGAAGAAAGUGAAUUCACUAUUUUUAAUGGAAAAAGCUACAGAUGGCUCCCUGCAGAGUGAGGACUGGGCCCUCAACAUGGAGAUCUGUGACAUCAUCAAUGAGACCGAGGAAGGUCCCAAAGAUGCCUUCCGAGCAGUGAAGAAGAGAAUUGUGGGGAAUAAGAACUUCCAUGAGGUGAUGCUAGCUCUUACGGUCUUGGAAACAUGUGUCAAGAACUGUGGGCACCGCUUCCACGUGCUGGUGGCUAGCCAGGACUUUGUGGAGGGCGUACUGGUGAGGACCAUCCUGCCUAAGAAUAACCCCCCCACCAUCGUGCAUGACAAGGUGCUCAGCCUCAUCCAGUCCUGGGCUGACGCGUUCCGCAGCUCGCCCGAUCUGACAGGUGUGGUCGCCGUGUACGAGGACCUGCGGAGGAAGGGUCUGGAGUUCCCCAUGACGGACCUGGACAUGCUGUCACCUAUCCACACACCCCAGAGGACUGUCUUCAACUCCGAGACACCCUCAGGACAAAAUGCUGUGGGUAGUGACACCAGUCACAGCCAACGCACCUCCUCUCUGCCUGCCCCAGCCGUCCUUCCCAGUGACACAACCAUAGCUCCAACACCUGAGCAGAUCGGGAAGCUGCGCAGUGAGCUGGAGAUGGUGAGCGGGAACGUGAGGGUGAUGUCGGAGAUGCUGACAGAGCUGGUGCCCACACAGGCAGAGCCCGCAGACCUGGAGCUGCUGCAGGAGCUCAACCGGACAUGCCGAGCCAUGCAGCAGCGGGUCCUGGAGCUUAUCCCCCAAAUCUCCAACGAGCAGCUGACCGAGGAACUGCUCAUGGUCAAUGACAAUCUCAACAAUGUGUUCCUACGCCAUGAACGGUUUGAACGGUUCCGAACCGGCCAGAAUGCCAAGGCCCCCAGUGAAGCCGAGGUGACUGACCUGAUUGACAUGGGCCCGGACCCAGCCACCACGGGUAACCUCUCCUCCCAGCUAGCAGGCAUGAACUUGGGCUCCAACAGCGUGAGGGCAGGCUUGCAAUCCCUGGAGGCCACAGGGCACCUGGAAGAUGAGUUUGACAUGUUUGCACUGACACGGGGCAGCUCACUGGCUGAGCAGCGGAAAGAGGUGAAAUAUGAAGCCCCGCAAGCAACAGACGGCCUGGCCGGAGCCUUGGAUGCGAGGCAACAGAGCGCUGGAGCAACCCCUAUCACACAGGCUUGCCUCAUGGAGGACAUCGAGCAGUGGCUGUCCACAGAUGUGGGGAACAAAGUGGAAGAGGCCAAGGGUGUCACCAGUGAAGAGUUUGACAAGUUCCUAGAAGAACGGGCCAAGGCUGCCGAUCACCUGCCCAACCUCUCCAGCCCAUCUACCGAGGGCCCCUCCCGACCAGCUCCUGGAGCUACCCCCCGAAAGAAGACCCAGGAGAAAGACGACGACAUGCUGUUUGCCUUAUGAGUGUGGGGCCGGCACUCUGCAGCCUGAUCCCCUGCCGUUCCAUCCCUCCAUGUCUAGGCUGCUUUGGAGGUGCCCUGUGACCCUCCCUCUCCCAGGGCCUGGGCUGACCUGGGGUGAUACGGAUAGGCCCUCACCAAUCACUCUGAUGGAAAGCAGGAAAGCCCAGGGCUCAUCCAUGUGACUCUUGCCCAGCUGCCCCCCCCCCAUCCCAGGAAGCCCCUCCAGAGCCCACACUGCCAUUAAGGCCUGGUCAGAGGCUGGUGACAGCAGAAAUUUCAGUCACCACGUCCAGUCCUCAAGCCAGGCUGCAGAGAGGGAACCUGGGCCAUGGCCCUGCCCCCUCCUCUGCAGCCUGCCCCCUCUCGUGUUGCUGCCCAGCUGGGCACCCCCACACUAGGCCCCAGCUGACUGUCUUGUAUGGGGAGAGGUGCCUUUCAAGUCUCAUAUUAAAGGUGGAAAGUGA